Centruroides sculpturatus (bark scorpion) is the source of this 2208-nucleotide messenger RNA. Its product is annotated as thioredoxin reductase 1, cytoplasmic-like. Gene Ontology annotation, cellular component: mitochondrion; cytosol. Gene Ontology annotation, molecular function: thioredoxin-disulfide reductase (NADPH) activity; flavin adenine dinucleotide binding; glutathione-disulfide reductase (NADPH) activity. NCBI's taxonomy places the organism in Eukaryota, Metazoa, Arthropoda, Arachnida, Scorpiones, Buthidae. The record is from RefSeq and is a predicted model, not a curated record. Gene Ontology annotation, biological process: cell redox homeostasis; cellular response to oxidative stress; glutathione metabolic process. The coding region runs from base 63 to 1883 and encodes 606 amino acids. The transcript is spliced from 16 exons.
UGCGACAAGGUAAUACUGUAGUAACACUGACCCCGUGUAUAAAGUAUUGUUUGAUUCGUUUCAUGUGGAGGCGGUUGUUCCGGUGCUGGAAAAUGGCGCCGGUUGCUCCAAAACAGAUGGAAGUUAACAUCAAUAACCUCAUUCAAUCUAAUAAAGUGAUGAUUUUUAGUAAAUCCUACUGUCCUUUUUGUGUUAAGGUAAAAAAUCUAUUCACUUCUUUUCCUGUCGAAUACAAUGCUUUAGAGUUGGAUAAAAUAGAUGAUGGUCCAGAACUCCAGAAAAUACUAUCGGGAAUGACAGGAAAAUCUACUGUACCUCAAGUGUUUGUAAACAAAGUUUUUAUUGGUGGUUGCGAUGACACAUUUCAAGCACACAGUGAAGGAAGAUUGAAACAACUUUUACAGAUUGAAACUGAGCAAGAAAACUAUGAUUUUGAUCUUGUUAUUGUGGGUGGUGGUUCAGGAGGAAUUUCUGCUGCAAAAACUGCUUCUACCUUAGGAAAGAGAGUAGCAGUUUUGGAUUUUGUGAAACCUUCCCCAAUUGGAACAUCUUGGGGAUUAGGUGGAACAUGUGUUAAUGUUGGUUGCAUUCCUAAGAAACUGAUGCAUCAAGCUGCAAUACUUGGUCAAUCAAUUAAAGACGCAAGACAUUAUGGUUGGGAAAUUCCAGAUGUUAAGCAUAAUUGGGAAGCAAUGAAAAAUGCCAUACAAGAUCAUAUACACUCCCUAAAUUGGAAAUACAGAGUAGCUCUAAGAGAGAAUGGUGCAAAGUAUAUUAAUGGUUACGGACAGUUUGUUAGUCCUCACAAACUGCAGGUAACUGAUAAAAGAGGAAAAGAAACAUUUAUCACUACAGAUAAGGUCAUUAUUGCAACAGGAGAACGACCUCGUUAUCCGGAUUGUCCCGGAGCUAAGGAAUACGGAAUAACCAGUGACGAUUUAUUUUCACUAUCGUACUGUCCUGGAAGAACGUUAGUGAUUGGUGCAUCUUAUGUAGCUUUAGAAUGUGCUGGAUUUCUCCAUGGAAUUGGAUUAGAUGUCACCGUUAUGGUGCGCUCUAUUUUACUACGUGGUUUUGAUCAAGAGAUGGCUAAUAGAAUAGGCGAUUACAUGGAAAAAGAAGGAAUUAAAUUUAUUCGAAAAUGUAUCCCAGAAAAGAUUGAAUGUCUAGAAAAUGGACAACCUGGACGUUUAAAAGUAACUGGUAAAAUGGUUGAAACCAGUGAAGAAGUAGUUGAUGAAUACAAUACUGUUAUUUUUGCAAUUGGAAGGAAUGCGUGUACAACUGACAUAGGAUUGGAAAAAGUGGGAGUUAAUAUCAAUCCUAAAAAUUUCAAGAUUCCAGCCAUUAAUGAACAAACUAACAUUCCAAAUAUUUAUGCAAUUGGAGAUGUACUUGAAGGAAAACCCGAGCUUACUCCGGUGGCGAUCGAAGCCGGGAUGUUGUUAGCAAAAAGAAUGUUUUCCGGAAGCAAUAUUCAAUGUGAUUAUAUAAAUGUACCUACUACAGUGUUCACUCCGUUAGAAUACGGAUGCGUUGGUUAUUCUGAAGAAGCAGCUAUAGAAAAAUUUGGACGUGAUAACAUUGAGGUCUACCAUACACUAUACACGCCUCUAGAAUGGGAAAUUGCUCAUAGAGAACAAGUUGCCUGUUAUGCAAAAAUUAUUUGUCUUCGAAACGAAAAUGAAAAAAUCAUUGGUUUCCAUUACUUGGGUCCAAAUGCCGGAGAAGUCACUCAAGGAUUUGCAGUAGCGAUAAAGAAGGGCACAACAAAAGAGGAGUUAGAUGCCACAAUAGGCAUACAUCCAACUUGUGCAGAGUUAUUCACAACUCUUAAAACAACAAAGUCAUCGGGGGCCGAACUGUCAAUGAAGGGAUGCUGAAGUUAAAUCCCCAUUUCUCGAAUCGAUCCGUUCCUAACCUAUUUGCAAUUAAACUCAAAUUAAAGCUUGAUUUAAUUAGGAUAUGGAUCAUUUUCGAUUAAUGGGGAUACAAUUUUCCUUUAAAAAAAACGAACACGACAGGUGACUAAUUAGUAUGAUAACAGAUCUCUAAACCUGAAGAGGGUGAGAUUGGUUUGAUGCAUCUGUCCAGUUUGUUUUAACAGUUAUAAAUACAGCAAGCAUGAAAAACCUUUACAUCAUUUAAAGUGUUUUAUAGUUUCCGCUGGCGUUGUAAAAUAUUAAUAAAUAUUUUUUGGAAACACUA